CUCCUUCCACCACCACAAUCACCAGCCAGAGACUAGCCACAUCGCCUCAUCGCACUCAUAUACGCUGUGUCUAGCUUACAGCCUUUUCCCCUGAUAGCGCUCAUUCGAAUGCUGUAGCUGGCUUCAAAGCCAGACCUCCAUCGACUCGACCCGACCUCAUUCGGAAUCCGCCUCGUCACCUAGCAUUCGCAGCCUGCCCACGCCCUGAUGAUCAAUAGCCUCGAUGCGCUCCUCUCAGAGCGCGGCCUCCUCCAGACGUGCUCCCUCUCACAUCUCCGAGACACACGCCUUGGCAUCGACCUAGACAUCUACCUGCAAUCUGUCCUCACCAACCCAGCCUCUUACGAACCUUACGUCGCCGCACUUGGAGGUGCACCUCUUGCUCUAAUCACGCACGUAGAGAAUGAUCUUCGCUACCUAGAGCGAUCCCGCAUUAAGCCCGUCUUCGUCCUCUCUGGUCUCCCGCCUUCGACAAGGAAGACGCAGAGGCCGAGCUUCAUCGAUGACGCUCACAAGGCGACGCUGAGGGCGCAGGCAUGGGAUGCGUAUGACGAGGGUGAUGUGGGCAAGAUGCAGGAGUUGCUGACCAGUAGCAGGAGCACCGACUUCACAGAGGUGGUGCGCAGCGUUCUCAGGGCCUUUAGACAUCGAAACGUAGAGUUCAUCGUGGCUCCUUACCUUGCUGGUGGGCAGCUGGUGUCACUUGAGCGACACCCAAAAGGCUACAUACACUCCUACUACGGGUCCACUUCCCUCUUCCUCUUCCCUAGAGUGGAGAAAGUCAUCCUCUCCCUCAACUUUGCGGCUGGGACAUUCACCUUUGCAAACAAGAAUGCUGUCAUGAUGGACCUGGGCAUUCGUACCGAGGAGGAGUUCCUCGACGUAGCUCUCCUCGCAGGCUGGGACCACGGCCCCACCUUUCCCCCUUUGAUCGACGGCACCCUCGCUCCCCCACCAGCUUCGCGCCCGACAGAGCGGGACCACCUGCCGGUCAAUCUGCGUCAAGUCAGCGAAAUGGUGCGCUCAAAUCGUGCUGGCGGACUUGGCGUCGUGCAGUCCUUCUCGGAUCACGCGGGCGUGCGAUCGACGCAGUUUCUCGAGUCGUUCUGCAAGUCCAAGGCGAUGAUCAAGUGCAGUCUGAUCCUCAGAGCUGAGGAUGGAGCCGUGGUGGCGCUGCCGAUGUCAAAUGGCGCUAUCCAGGGGGCACAGACGCAGGCGCCCACGGUCAAUGGCGCCGCAGGUGGAGCUGCUCCCGCCGCCGGAGGAGCCGGCGUCAAUGGCACAGGGCCCGCUGCUGGUGCUGCCGGCGCCUCCGCUGCUGCUUCGAGCGAUAUUCCCUCCGACCUUCAUGAAGUAUUCUCACACCGCCUCCCGGACGAAGUCUUCCUGCACCUCGCACGCGGCCUGAUCUCGCACCACGUCUAUACCUGGCUCACCACAGGCUACCUCGCCCACCCUGCACCCCUCGACAACGGCGAGACGAUGGAGUAUCGUCGUUUCGUCCGUGACAGCCUCACUGAGCUCCCAUCCAGCCCAAAUUGCAUCGCUCUAGCCUUGGCUUGCUCGGCGCUUAACCCUUUCUGGACCUCUCGCAAAGUCAAUGCAGUCUACUGGUGGAUGCCCACUACUGAGAGGCCCGUCCCGCACGACAGCAAGGAGACGCAGCAGCUCGUGAGCAGGCUGAACCAGUGGAAUGUACCCGUUGGCUUUGUCGACGAUGAGCUUCGCAACCAGAACUCAAGCACGAUUGACAUUGCUCUCUGCCUUGGCGCAACGAGGACGGACGAGCUAGGCAAGAGGACGAAGACGCCUAAGCGACCAGGGCAGGGGCAUCUGCUCGAGAAGAAGGACGAGAUUGUCGCAAACGUCAUUUGGAGGAUGCUGGAGCUUCGUGGCUUCCUCAACCACGACCACCUGCACACACCCUACGCCCGUGCCCUACACCUGGCCUUGCGAGCAUCGCGCCUCAAUGACAAGUUGCAAGAACCGCUCUAUCUGGCUCUGGAGCUCAUCCGAUCAGGUGUUCUGCAUGCCAAUUACUUCCAUGCACCAGCUCCCGCCGGUUCUCCUGCUCAAGCGAUGGGCGACGUACAAGUCUUCUCUGGCGGGCCCUCCUAUGACGAGACCGAAGACGAGAAACGCUACCUCCUGCUCGCGAUGCGUUGCCUGUCUCUUAUUCCGAUGCAAUACAGCCCAGACGCAUGGACCGCUCCCGUCUCGAGGGAGUUGCUUGUGUUCAGCUCAUUCGUCAAGGCUAUGGGCCGCUCUAUGCGACACCUUGUCGAGACGAUUGCCAGCACGAUGCUUCUCCGCUCGGACGCGAGGAGAGGGAGGGACGAUUACUUGGACAUCGCGUUGAGCCUCCCCUUCCAAGGCGAUGCAAAUACGGGGCUAGGCGUGGUGAUCAAAUGCUACGUCGAAGCGUUCGUGGCAUUCAAUGGUCGUCCUCCGACAGAAGAGGAGUGUCAGAGCUCAGAAGAGGUCAAGGAGAGCAAGGAGUCAGUGCUGGGCAUGUUGGAGGACACGUUCGGGAACGUCAAGAACGUUCGAGGGGAGCUGCAAAGGGGCUUCCGCUUCUGGGACAGUUUGAUGGUGGCCAUCAAGCAGCUGGAGGAAAAGCAAGCUGUGCCAAAGGAAGUGGUGAGGGAUUUCGAGGGAGCGAGCAAGUGGUUCAGGCCCUUGAGGAUUUGAUUUGAGCGGAGGAGAGUGGGAGAGGGGCGGAAGCUGCACGGCAAAGGUGAACCACCUGUCAAGAGUGACGGAGAUGGUCGUG
Jaminaea rosea is the source of this 2773-nucleotide messenger RNA. RefSeq lists its product as hypothetical. The transcript is spliced from 3 exons. Lineage: Eukaryota; Fungi; Basidiomycota; Exobasidiomycetes; Microstromatales. Gene Ontology annotation, biological process: mismatch repair; DNA double-strand break processing; DNA recombination. Gene Ontology annotation, cellular component: nucleus. The coding region runs from base 208 to 2691 and encodes 827 amino acids. The record is from RefSeq and is a predicted model, not a curated record. Gene Ontology annotation, molecular function: 5'-flap endonuclease activity; 5'-3' DNA exonuclease activity.